Messenger RNA from Brassica oleracea var. oleracea, 899 nucleotides. RefSeq names its product RING-H2 finger protein ATL14-like. The record is from RefSeq and is a predicted model, not a curated record. The transcript is spliced from 2 exons. Lineage: Eukaryota; Viridiplantae; Streptophyta; Magnoliopsida; Brassicales; Brassicaceae. Bases 132 to 581 code for a protein of 149 amino acids.
UUGUAUUGUUGAAUCCACAGUUUUCGACCCAAUUCAAUUCCCCGAUUGUACUCUGUAUAACUCUCGCUCUCUCCUCACUCCAUUGGUAAGAGACUAAAGAGAAGACUUUUUAUCUCCGCCGCAAUCGUCCGAUGUCGAUAUCUAUUCUCCACGAUGAACCAAUCACCGGAGAGCAGUCGGCGCCACCGAAGUGCCACACGGCGAGUCUAUCAACAAAGAUUCUUUCGAAAAUCCUCGCAUGUCUUAUCAUGAUCCCUGUAGCCGCAACCGCCUUGCUCUUCAUCCUCAUGUCUCUCAGCUUCUCUCUCUUCUUCUUCUCUCUCUACUGGUUUCUCCACCGCCACCGCCGUCGCGAAUCCUCAGAUGGGUUGUCGUCUCCCAGAUUCGUGAAGAGCCUUCCCCAGUUCAAGUUCUACGAGCCGACGGUGUACGGAAGCGAGUGCGUGGUCUGCAUCGAAGGGUUCAGACAAGGACAGUGGUGUCGGAAGUUGCCUGGAUGCGGACAUGUGUUUCACCGCAAGUGUGUGGACUUUUGGUUGGUGGAAGUCGGGACUUGUCCGAUUUGCAGGGACAGGGUUUAGAAUUUGUAAGAAGAUGGAGCCAAGAAGGUGAAAGUUUUGAUCGGACAAGAUGUAGAUUUGCCAAAUUCACCAUCCAAUGAGUGCUCCACUGAUUAUAGAAGAAGUAAUAACAAAAAGUGUGGUUAGUAUUAUAUACCAACGAUAUCAGCAUGCUCUUGGAUGAACAAUGGGUUUUAGAUAUGGAUGUUCUGAGUGUGCAAUCGGAUUUCGUUCAGAGUCAAUCCAGGUUUGGGUUUCCGGGAGCACAAUAUUAAGUGCUUUUUAGAUAUUAUAAAAGUUUGGUACGGUGUCAAUUUGGAUUUACUCUGGUUUGGUUCA